AACAGCUUGAGAACAAGGUUCUGUUUGCGCAUGUGCAGCAGCGGCAGGACCUUAUCAUAUCCUGUCUGUCAGAACGGUGGCAAGGACAGUUCAAGUUUGGAGCUUCCUUCUCUACUAACCGUGCUGUCUGGGGGAAUCUAGACUCCCUGCUAUGGAGGCAGUAGGUAAGUAUGACUUUACUGCCACUGCUGACGACGAGCUGAGCUUCAGGAAGGGAGACAACAUAAAGAUCUUGGGCCCCGAUGAUGACUGGUUGAAGGCUGAGCUACAUGGAAAGGAGGGAUUCAUACCACGGAACUACAUCAACAUACACCUGCCCAGUUGGUACCAGGAGAGUGCUAGUCGAGGUGAGGCCCAGGAGUCUCUCAUGGCCCAGCCUAUAGGAUCCUUUCUGAUCAGGGGCAGCGAGAGCUCCCCAGGAGAUUUCUCCAUAUCCGUUAGACACGAGGCAGACGUGCAGCACUUCAAGGUGAUGAGAGACAGCAGAGGGCAGUAUUACCUCUGGGCUGAGAAGUUCAGCUCCCUCAACGAGUUGGUGGACUAUUACAAGAACAACUCUGUCUCUAAACACAGCCGCGUCUAUCUGCUGGACACAGUAACACAGGAGAGGGGAUUCAGCCAGACCAGGCCAUCAGUCCCAUCCUCUCAGCCCCAGUUUCACCAGCCCCAGCCCCGCGCACCCCAGCCUCACCAACCCCUGCCCCGCACACACCAGCCUCACCAACCCCUGCCACGCGCACCCCAGCCUCACCAACCCCUGCCCCGCGCUCCCCAGCCUCACCAACCCCUGCCCCGCGCACCCCAGCCUCACCAACCCCUGCCCCGCACACCUGACCCUAUACCCCCACCACAGCGUGCGGCCGUGACCACGGGGGGCGGUGGUCUGAUGCAGGUGAGAGCUCAGUAUGACUUCAACGCCGAGGAGAAGGACGAGCUGAGCUUGAAGGCCGGUGACAUCAUCGAGGUGCUAGAGUGUUCCGACAUGUCAUGGUGGAAAGGAAGACUGAGGGGACGAACGGGACUGUUCCCUUCCAACUACACCAACCCUGUAUGAGAGAAAAUGGUUUCAAUUAGCAUUUAGAGCAAAAUAAUUAUCUUCAUUCACAUUUUAGCAGACGCUCUUAUCUAGAACGACUUACAGGAGCAAUUAGGGUUAAGUGCCUUGCUCAAGGGCAUAU
Coregonus clupeaformis (lake whitefish) is the source of this 1178-nucleotide messenger RNA. RefSeq names its product GRB2-related adapter protein. Bases 152 to 1054 code for a protein of 300 amino acids. The record is from RefSeq and is a predicted model, not a curated record. NCBI's taxonomy places the organism in Eukaryota, Metazoa, Chordata, Actinopteri, Salmoniformes, Salmonidae. Gene Ontology annotation, molecular function: protein binding. The transcript is spliced from 7 exons.